AUGUUUCUGGUUCUAUUGCUCUUGUCUUUCCUCCCAUCAUGUGACAGAGAUACGUGGUCCUGCUCGUGCGCGAUCGCUCGUAUCCAGACUAACCAUGUGGGUCCGCGUUGUUCUUCAAAAUCCAUAUAUACAAUAGCCAUGUCAAACAAGGGCAAACUUCUGAGCGAGAAAGAGCUCGAUGAUUAUUUCCAGCAAUAUGAAGAUUGGGCCACGGGAGAAGAUCAAGAUGAAGUCCCCAUACUAGAAGAGGAAGACUUUCACAUGAUAUGUGAUAUCAUCAAAGAUCUCUUUGAGCAUAUCCGUUGUCAAAAGAACACAAUUGCCAACCUGGUUGAAAUAGGUCGUUCAAUAAAGACUCUUGGAGGUACUCUCAGGAAGGACGUUGAUAGCCUUAAAAAGCUAAAGAGGAAGGCUACUAGAAGUGUUGAGGAGGGGGAAGAUGGCUCUCGGGUGAAGAGGGUGAGGAAGCAUGUAUCUCGUAAAUAG
Lindgomyces ingoldianus is the source of this 486-nucleotide messenger RNA. RefSeq lists its product as uncharacterized. The transcript is spliced from 3 exons. The record is from RefSeq and is a predicted model, not a curated record. NCBI's taxonomy places the organism in Eukaryota, Fungi, Ascomycota, Dothideomycetes, Pleosporales, Lindgomycetaceae. Bases 1 to 486 code for a protein of 161 amino acids.